Messenger RNA from Podarcis muralis (Common wall lizard), 1565 nucleotides. It is a transcript of the gene LCTL, whose product is annotated as lactase like. Lineage: Eukaryota; Metazoa; Chordata; Lepidosauria; Squamata; Lacertidae. The record is from RefSeq and is a predicted model, not a curated record. Gene Ontology annotation, molecular function: hydrolase activity, hydrolyzing O-glycosyl compounds. Gene Ontology annotation, biological process: carbohydrate metabolic process.
AUGAGGCAAGAGGAGGUGACCGGCUUGGGCGGCAGGUUCCUCUGGGGUGUUGGCAGUUCUGCCUGCCAAACCGAAGACAAGGAUGGAAAAGGCCCAAGUAUCUGGGACUCUUUCGGGCACCAAGCAGGGAAGGUCUUUAUGAACCACACAGCAGAUUCGUCAUGCAAAGGCUACUAUACUGUUAAAGAUGACAUUCAGCUGUUGAAAGAACUGAAGGUUAAUCACUACUUGUUCUCAAUUUCCUGGCCUCGUAUUUAGCCCACAGGGAUUAGAUCUCAAGUGAAUGAGAAAGGCAUAAACUUCUACAAUGAUACCAUCAAUGCACUCUUGGAAAACAGGAUUGUUCCCUUUGUAACACUCUACUACUGGGAUCUGCCUCAGGUACUUCAAGAAAAACACGGAGGGUGGCAGAAUGCAAGCAUGGCAAGUUAUUUUAAGGAUUAUGCAGAUUUGUGUUUUGAGAGUUUUGGGGACCGGGUGAAGCACUGGAUUACUUUUAACAACCCCAUGGUAAGUGCCAACUUCGUCCAGAAAGAAUGCCACAUUAAAGCACAAUAUGGAAACCCACUCAUUUAUGUGACUGAGAAUGGCGUUCCAGAAAAGCUACUGUACGCUCAGCUGUGUGAUGAAUGGAGAAUCAGUUAUCUUAAGGGGUAUAUUAAUGAGAUGCUAAAAGCUACUAAGGAUGGUAUUAACAUACAGGGUUACACUGCCUGGUCUCUACUGGAUAAAUUCGAAUGGGAACAAGGUUAUUCUGAGAGAUUUGGACUCUACUAUGUUGACUUUCAAUAUCAGAACAAACCUCGAUACCCAAAAGCUUCAGUUCACUAUUAUAAGGCAAUAGUUGAAGCAAAUGGAUUUCCUAACCCAAGGGAGGUGGAGAACUGGCACCAGAAGGCCACUGAAGUCUGCUCAGCCAUAAACCAACUCCUUAGUGCAGAGCCUUUGACAACUCAUUUGGAAAUGGUGGCUGGGAUUGUUGUGCCAACAGUUUUCACUCUCUGCAUUCUCAUAAGUGCUGUUCUACUGCUGAUUCUACUCAGUAAACAUCAUUAACAAGCUUUUCAUAAAACAUCUUCAUUUGAAAAAUGUUCCCACCCAUUUAUUUCUCCAUCUAUUGGCUAACCAAAGUUCAUCUUUUUGCUGACUUUAUCAGUCAUCUUUUAAAUCAACACUUCCUUUGGGUCAAUCGCGAGCGAAAUAGCUGUACCCAUUAAUUCAGUGAGAACACUUUAUAACAAAGCAGCAAAUUUUUAUUUUACAUUCAUAACCUAUCUUUUUUCCAAUAUGGAACUCAAGCACCUUUGGCAAGGUGGCUGCAUCAUGUGCCUUCAGACUAUGCUGUGGGACUUAACUAGACACAGCAAUCUCUGAUCUAAAUUAGGAGAGGAAUUUAACAUAUCGUUUGUCUGCUUCUGAAGUAAAAAGUGGCCUUCAAAAAUUAAGAAAGGCAACAUAAAAAUGGCCCUUCUGGAAUAUAUAAAUACAGUGGUGCCUCGCAAGACAGAAAACCCACUAGACGAAAGGGUUUUCCGUUUUGGAGGCGCUUCGCAAGACGAAUUUCC